Messenger RNA from Cooperia oncophora, 1128 nucleotides. Lineage: Eukaryota; Metazoa; Nematoda; Chromadorea; Rhabditida; Trichostrongylidae. The record is from the annotation of a GenBank genome assembly.
AUGCAAGAGAAUCUUGUAACAAACAAGUUGUUUUGUUGCGAUACAGAUUCGGAAAAAGUCCUACUUGUUCGGCAUUUCAUUGAUAUGAAGAAGACUAAGAUGCUGCUCCAGAAGCGUCGACCCCAUAUUCUAGUAGAGAAACUGGAUCUCGCUGAUGACAACUCUGGCAUAUGUUCUGUAUUGGCAAGCGGUUAUCUUCGCGGACCGGCAUGGAACGUGAACCAUUUGGUCCAUAUUCAAGGAUGGGGAGACUUUCAAAUAGGACGUAUAUUUGCACAUGCUGAUCCACAUCCACUGAAACAGAAUGAAAAAGCUGCACUGAACGGGGAUGAUACACCAAAAGUGCUAGUGGUUGCUGACGAGUCCCGACGUGAACCCCUACAAUCCGAAAUUGUUCCGGACCCAAUGGAUGCUGAACAGACAUGGCCUGAUGAAUUCGACCUUGCUGAUGAUGCUAAAAUGAAAAAUGAGGCUGGCGUUCGCAAAGUACCAAAAGGAACUUCGUCAUAUCAAGCCGCGUGGAUUGUUGAUGAUGACGAUGGUGAAUCGGCCAGUGACGAUGAGGACAGCGCUGAUGAUGAAGAUGAAGAGCACGGGAAUGAGAUGGAGAUGGAAGUGGCUCCUGAAGAAAGUGAAGGUGAAGGUCCUCAUAUGGAAGAAAUGGAAGAUAUGAUGUCAGAAGUUAAUGAUGACGAUGAAGCUGAUGAUCUCGACGAAGUGGAAAAGUAUCGUCGCGAAAGAGAGAAUGCACAAUUUCCCGAUGAAAUCGAUACGCCUUUGAACGACCUUGCUAGAAUUCGUUUUCAGAAAUAUCGUGGCUUGAAAAGUUUCAGGACGUCUCCGUGGGACCCCAAAGAAAAUCUUCCGUCAGAUUACGCCCUAUAUGUCCAAUUCCAAAAACUACAAAAAGCAACCAGGAAGUACGGAGUACUCAGCGAAAUUGGGGAUUAUGAUCCGACGUCAUGCGUUUUCUCUGGGCAAUAUGUGACGUUGCAGAUUGAUCGGGUUCCGAUCACACUUGCUCAGCAAUGGGAUCCAUCUGCUCCUUUGAUUCUGUAUCAACUUUUGCCUCACGAACAACGCAUGUCUGUUCUGAACUUUCGUGAUCCGGAAACAUCCUUCGUGUAG